AAAUAUGGACGAUUUUUAGGUAAUAUUUGCCGUUCACCAAUGGCUGAAGCUGUAUUUCUUCAAUUAUUAAAGGAGAAAAAUAUUCGAAAUCAGUGGAAAGUAGAUAGUGCUGGUGUUAUUGAUUAUCAUAGUGGAAAAGCACCUGACAAGCGGACAAUGGAAGUAUUAAUUAAGCAUGGUAUCAAGGAUUAUGAACACAGGGCACGACGUGUGACUGUCGACGAUUUUAAUAAUUUUGAUUAUAUUUUUGGAAUGGAUAAAGAUAAUGUUAAUGAUUUAAAAAAAUGUCGGCCAAAGCAUGGCCAUAGCAAGGCUAAAAUCCUUUUAUUAGGCAGUUAUGAUCCUAAAGGUCAAGAAAUCGUCGAAGAUCCUUAUUACGAGUCUGGAUUGAAUGCUUUUGAAAGAACUUACGAACACUACUUAGCGACAGAAUUAGAAUGGCCUACAGGUGCGUUAGUUGCUCAAGGUGCACAUGCUGCAACGGCCUGUAUUUGGAAGUUUAAAGACGAUCCGGAAGUGAUCGAAUAUAUGAACAAUAUCGAUAGCUUGGCAAAAGUUGUCUUGCAGGUUUCAAACGAAGCUGAAAUAAAAGAAUUGUCGAAAAUAUUCCAUAAUGAAAAUAUCGAUCAUUAUGUUUGGAUCGAAGAUGGAAUGUCUGUUUGUUUAGCAACAAAGCCUUUAGUGAAGAAAAAAAUUCAUUCGUACGUAAAGCAUUUGCAGUUAUAUAAAAUUCCAUAA
Molecule: messenger RNA, 738 nt
Organism: Dracunculus medinensis (Guinea worm)
Lineage: Eukaryota; Metazoa; Nematoda; Chromadorea; Rhabditida; Dracunculidae
Source: the annotation of a GenBank genome assembly